Scomber japonicus (chub mackerel) is the source of this 766-nucleotide messenger RNA. RefSeq names its product E3 ubiquitin-protein ligase TRIM21-like. Bases 158 to 745 code for a protein of 195 amino acids. Lineage: Eukaryota; Metazoa; Chordata; Actinopteri; Scombriformes; Scombridae. Gene Ontology annotation, molecular function: protein binding. The record is from RefSeq and is a predicted model, not a curated record. The transcript has a single exon.
CUCACACACUGAAGGCCACCUCCAGUUCUUCCAAAGUUUCCCAUCCCUGACCCCUGUUCCUUGCACCAGAUACUGGAUAGACACCAGCAUUCACUCAUCAUUUAAAGAGACUGCGAGGAGAGCUGUGAAUGAGCUGGAGAAGACACUCUCUAUAAGGAUGAAGAACAUGUGUGCUGCUCUCGAGCUGAAAAAGAUCCAGCAGUAUGCAGUGGAUGUGACUCUGGAUCCUGAUACAGCACAUCCCAAUCUCAUCCUGUCUGAUGACGGUAAACAAGUUAGUCAUGGUGAUGUAAAACAGAAUCUUCCAGACAACCCAGAAAGGUUUUUUCCUAGUACGGCCGUCUUAGGAAAGCAAAGUUUCUCUUCAGGUAAAUUUUACUAUGAGGUUCAAGUUAAAGACAAGACAGAUUGGACUUUAGGAGUGGUCAGAGGGUCGAUUAACAGGAAGAGAAUCAUUGAUCCACGCCCUACAAAUGGCUUUUGGACUAUACGUCUGAGAAAUAGAUAUAUGUAUUCAGCCCAUGAUCGUAUAUAUCCAGAGCCAAAACCUCAAAAGCUGGGGGUGUUUGUGGAUUAUGAAAAGGGUUUGGUUUCUUUUUAUAAUGUAGAUGCUGCAACUCUUAUCUACUCCUUUACUGGCUGUAAAUUCAUGGAAAAUCUCUGCCUGAUCUUUGAUCCUCUUACUAAUGAUGGCAGUAAAGACUCCAUGCCCCUGAUCAUCUCUCCUGUCAAUCAUACUGAUUAGAUGAGACAAGAAGAAUUUAUU